CAAGUUUGUUUUUUUUGUUAUGGCUGUCUUGUGUGAAAGCGUCUGCGUUUGCUGUUUCAUUCCAAAAAUCAAUAAAAUUUUCAAUAAUACGGUCAAUACCGCUUUGUAAAGUGAGCAGUGUUCGUUUAUGCUGAGUAACAUGUAGUGAUUUCCACAAGUAAUAAGAAUUUUGGUUAGGCGUAUCGCAAUAUCACCAUGCAUCGCCGUGGCGGGAAACGUAUCCGGAUGGAUGAUCCUCCACCGGAGUACGUGAAUCCUAUGACCCCGGCUACUCCCAUGACCGACUACGGUGGGCAGUCCGUACAUGAGCCGGAGACGCCCAAUGUCAACUACUCGGGGUUCAACGUCGGGGCGGUUGCGAACUCGACUGCCGUUGAGCCGCCGCGGGAGGAAGAGGAUUCUCAUCAUGAGGAAGAUGAUAUGCGUUCACCCUCCCCAGCGCCUACUAAACGUAUCACAAGAAGCCGUGGGCGCGGUGGAGACGGAGGCUACGUAGGGCGGCUGGCGGAGUCGCCGCCUCCGCCGCCGCUGCGGCCCCGGCGCGGUCGCGGGGGCCGUGGUCGUGGCCGAGGGCGGGGCGCGCCGCCUCCGCCAUCUUAUUCACCUCCACCAAUGUUACUUCCUGGAGAUGAUGAAAACAGCCUUUACAAUAUACUUCGCUUCAAUAAAACUGCCAUCAAUCAAGUCGUGGACAUGUGGAUUGAGCAGUACAAAAGCAACCGUGAGCAUGCGCUGGUGCAGCUGAUGCAGUUCUUCAUCAACUCCUCUGGCUGUCGAGGGAAGGUGACUCCUGACAUGGCCCAGAUGGACCAUACACUCAUCAUCAAGAAGAUGACACAGGAGUUUGAUGAGGAAAGCGGAGAGUAUCCUCUAAUUAUGUCAGGACAGACAUGGAAGAAGUUCCGGUCGAAUUUCUGUGAGUUCAUCCAAACACUUGUGAAGAUGUGCCAGUACUCCAUCAUCUAUGACCAGUACCUCAUGGAUAACAUCAUCUCUUUGCUCACUGGAUUGUCUGAUUCACAAGUUAGAGCAUUCAGACACACUGCUACACUUGCAGUGAUGAAGCUAAUGACGGCACUUGUGGACGUGGCUUUAUUAACGUCUGUGAACUGCGACAAUUGCUUACGUCAGUACGAGGCGGAGCGGCUCAAGGCGCGCGAUAAGCGUGCGAGCGAGAGGCUUGAGGUGCUUGUGGCAAAGCGACAGGAGUUGGAAGAAAACAUGGAGGAGAUUAAGAAUAUGCUGUCCUAUAUGUUCAAGUCCGUGUUUGUGCAUCGAUACAGGGACACGCUGCCGGACAUCAGAGCCAUUACGAUGGCUGAGAUAGGCAUCUGGAUGGAGAAGUUUCCUGCACACUUCCUCGACGAUCUCUAUCUCAAGUAUAUUGGGUGGACUUUGCAUGACAAGGUGGGCGAAGUCCGUCUCCGCUGCCUUCAAGCCCUACAGCCCCUGUACGAGUGUGAAGAACUCAAGGGCAAGCUGGAACUCUUCACUAGCAAGUUCAAAGAUCGUAUUGUCGCUAUGUCGCUCGAUAAAGAAACAGACGUGGCCGUGCACGCUGUGCGACUUGUUAUCGCUAUACUCAAGAUGCACCCCGACGUGUUGACCGACAAGGACUGCGAGAACGUAUACGAGCUGGUGUACUCGUCCAACCGCGCGGUGGCGGCGGCGGCGGGCGAGUUCCUGAACGUGCGCCUGUUCCGCGCCGAGCCGCCGCCCGCCACGCCGCCGCGGUCCCGCCGCGGCAAGGAGCGCCUGCCUAAUACGCCGCUUAUCCGGGACUUAGUGCAGUUCUUUAUCGAGUCUGAGUUACACGAGCACGGCGCGUACUUAGUAGACUCGUUGAUCGAGUCUAACCCAAUGAUGAAGGACUGGGAAUGCAUGACGGACCUACUCCUAGAGGAACCCGGACCUGGAGAAGAAGCACUUGACAACCGGCAAGAGUCCUCACUCAUUGAGCUAAUGGUCUGCUGCGUAAGACAGGCUGCUUCAGGCGAGCCUCCGGUGGGGCGCGGCGCGGCGCGCAAGCACGUGGCCGCGCCCAGCAAGGAGCAAGCCAAGGCCGUGGCGGACGACCGCGCGCGCCUCACGCAGCACUUCAUCGCCGUGCUGCCCGCGCUGCUCGACAAGUUCGGCGCCGACGCGGAGAAGCUGGCCAACUUGGUCGCCAUCCCUAUUCACUUCGAGCGCUCGCUCUACUGUACGGCUAGACAGGAAACGGCUCUCCGCGAGCUGCUCGCACGUCUCAAAGACAUCGUAGGCGCGCAAACCGAGGCCGAGGUCCUGGAGACGGCCGGCCGCACGCUCGAGUACCUGUGCGAGGCCGAGGGCGCCGCGGCCCGCCAGUGCGCCGUCGCGAGGGCGACCAUCACGGACAUGUGCGUCAACAGAUACAAGGAAGCUAUCGACGAGUAUCGCUCGUUACAGCAAGGGGGUGAGGAGCCAGAUGCGGACGAGACAUUCAACGUAGUGAAUUCACUUCGCAAGGUGUCAAUUAUGUACAUGUGCCACGAUUUGAACAACACCAACAUUUGGGACUCCCUCUUCGAAGAUCUACCCAAGUGCCUUAAGCCCAACGAGAUGCCAGCGCAGGCGCUGGUAUACGUGGUGCGCUGCCUGUUCUACUCCGUGCUGUGGUCGUUGCACGAGCUGGAGGAGCGCGCCGCCGGGGCCGGCUCCGGCGGCGCCAGCGUGGAGGCGGGCGCGGCGGCGCUCCGGGAGCGGCUGCACGCGUACGCCAGCUUGUGCAAGGACAUCGUGGCGAGGGGCGUCGAGCCGCAACUGCGGGAAGAGGCGUACACAUCACUCUGCGACCUGCUGAUCUUCUUCGCGGAGCAACUGGGCUCGCGCGGCACGCCGGCGCUGCGCCCGCUAAUCCUGGAGCCCGACCCGGAGCUCUGCGACCUGCUCAACGACUUCAUACAGGAGUUCGUGUUCGUGCAGCACAACUACGACGGUCAAGAUGAGAGACGAAUCGAGGAGUUGCACAAAAGGCGUAACUUCCUGGCGGCGUACUGCAAGCUCAUCGUGUAUAAUGUGACACCAAUACGAAGAGCCGCCGACGUGUUUAAGCACUACAUUAAGUGCUACAACGACUACGGCGACAUAAUCAAGGCGACGCUGUCCAAGGCGCGCGAGAUCAACAAGCUGUCGUGCGCGCUCACCAUGCAGCUCGCCAUGCAGGCGCUGUACGCCGCCAUGCUGCAGCGCCACGCCGCGCCGCAGCGCCUGCUGCCCGAGCUGCUGGAGCUCAAGGAGUUAGCGAAGCGUUUCUCGGUGAUGUUCGGGCUGGACGCAGUGAAAAACCGCGAGGCAUUAACGGCGCUGCACCGCGCCGGCGUGGCCUUUGCGGCGCUCGAGCCGCGCAACCUGCUGUUCCUGGAGCCCCUGGCCGAGCUGUCCAACAAGCUGCUGCGACAGGACAAGCGGCACGUGCUCAAGUUCCUGGACGGGCGGAUCUCGGCGGGCGCGGGCUGGGGCGAGGAGUGGGCGCCGCUGCAGACGUACCGCGGCUCGCUGCUCACCGACGCGCAGGACGAGCGCCCGCCGCCGGCCAGGCGGCACUACACCAGGAAACACAGAGGACAAGAUGCAGAAGAAGAGGGUGACGAGAACAACGACUCUGACGGCGAGCAGGCCGGGUGAGCGCCACUACUCUUGUAGUUAGCCAUCGAGCCCCACAUCAAACACCGACAUACUAUAUAAAUUAUCAUAUAUUAUAUUUAAGUAAUAAAGCGAUUUAAGCCACAUCAAACGCCUCCUAAGUCCUAGCGUAGUAAUUAAGUGCUUUUUCGUCGGCGACGCGAGUGAGAAAUGGACUUUUUCUGCUCGUCUAUUAGUCGGCUGAAUUAAGAUUUCGUAUGCUACACUAUAAUUGCGUACUUUUCAUGUACGGACUCCUACUCAACUAUAAUAUUCAUUUCGAUACGCUGUAGUCGCCGCGCUCCCAUAGAAAAGAGAUAAACGGGCGGCAAAGUCUUUUGUACUACAUUUUUGUCUACGGAGAUACUUAACAAUUUUCAUUACUUAUUUAGUAAUAAUUAAUAUUUAAAAAAAGUAUUGUAUACAAUAGUGAUAUAAUCAAGCUUUUCAAUCUCGUACUUUACUUAGGCAACGAAGCUUAGCUCUCUAUUAUGUCACGAUUGUAUAAAACACUAUUCGGUUUGAAGGAAUCUUCAGUUUACCCUUUUACCGUCAUAUGCAAAGUUGUUAAAUAUGGCGCGGAAAGUCUAAUAAUAAGAAAGAAUUAGGAAACAACUGGCCCUUUUUCUCGCCUUGCCGAUGGAAAAACACCUUUACAAAAGGUUUUUUAUUUAUAAGUACAAAAUUACGCUACGACUUAAGAUGGUAUUACACUGAUAUCAAUCAUAUUAUAACGGUUAUAUAAACAUGUCAAAUAUACUAUGUAUGUAAUAUUGUACAAUUUUGUAUAAUGUGUAAAACUACACUGACAUCUGCCAAAUGUUACCUGUAAAUAUAACGUAUUUAUUAUGAAUAUUUGUAUGAAAAGGGGCCUUAUUAAACUAAACACAUGGGGGAAUCGAUGAAGUAAAUUGUUAGUUAGUUUAGUUAGUGUAGUAUAGAGUAGUUAGCCGUACAGUAUCCUGUUCAGAGGCAGAAGAUCACAAGAAUUUAGAAGAGUACAGUCAGCUACAGAGUCAACAGGAACGAGGAGCUAAAUACCUGCUCUAAUUUUUAAAUCAGCCUAAAGUAUAAAUCUGAGUAAAAUUAUGGUUCUGUUGAAAAAACCGGCAGUGGUAAUUUUGCCCCUUGCCGGUUUAUUGCAAGUGCCGGAUUGUUAGAUUUGUAUGGAUAAACAAGUUUUGAUCAUAAAACACAGUAUAAUCGAUAAUGGCAACAUGUUGGGUCUCAUUGUUAUUAUGUUCAACAUGUUAAACGUUUUCGGUUGCGGAAGAUGAUAAUUUUACGAAAAAAUAGCGCUUCAGAUUAUUUUAUUCGCAGAGAUUGCGAAAGUCGUGUUGGUCGAAUUUAAAUGAAGUCAGCUAGUCAGUCAAGUCUACCACGAAAUCUGUACGAACGUGCCAUAGUCGCCGAACAAAAAUCCGUAAUAAUAGAUUCACUUGAUGGCACUGAUACGAGUCCAUAUAUUUGCUUUGGUUUCAUUGCACCUAAAUAUCGUAAUGCCGUUUUGUUUAUAUAUUCUCAAUUUCAAAGUCCCAAAAUGUCUAAAAAUCUAAUCGGGAGUGUUAUUGCAAUGUUCUGCCGCCAGAGUGCAGCACUAACACCUAUCGUAACAAACUGUGCCUUAAACUGUUUUUGACAAGGUUUCACAAAUAGUAAAAUAUGACAAUGAUGCAUCAAGGCGGUUUGUUUACAAAGGGUCUACCGGGAAACGCAAAAAUCGAAAUUUAGUUAUCUGCCUCUAUCGCUCGAAUGGGCAAAAGUGAUAAAGAGGUUGGAUAACGAUAUUUCGAUUUUCUUGUUUCGCGGUAGACCCUCAGAUUUUGAUGGAUUGUGGUAGUUGCGCCCCCUAGAGUUUCGCGUAAUAUUCCGUAUGUUUCCUUCUUAAAAUGGCCGAAUGUCAUAAUGACUUAUCCAUAUCGUCCAAGUCCAAAAAGUAAGUAUAUAGGAAUCUAAGUCUCAAACUACCUAAAUGGUUCUCUAAAUGCCGAAUAUCCAAUGGACUUCUUAACUUAAGUUUAACUGUCCUUAGUGCAUUUUUAUAACCUUUGUCGUUUUAACAAUAGUAUUUCAACAAUCUUCUGGAACUUAAGACGAUAAUAUUGGAUAAAUAAAAUAGAACUCAUUAAUGUAGGUUAUUUGAGAUUUAGGUAUUACGACUCCACAUCGAUUUGAAGUUUAGGCAUUUUGGAAAUUUGGAAAUGUGGUGUUUUGAGAAAAAAAGUUAGGCAUUCUGAGAUUCAGGCAUUUUGACACUAUUCCGUUUUGAGAUAUAGGAAUUUUGGUAAAUGGGUAAAAUUAAAUUAAGGAGCAAUGAAACCAAAGCAUAUAUUUUAUGGUUGUGGAACUGUCGAACGCCAGCAACUCCCUCUACUGUCUAAAUAGUGUAAAUCACUUGUAGGCUGACGCCUGUAACGAUGUAAAUUCGACUUGUGACCCAAACGGCUCUGAAAAUUCACAAUCGACAUCGUUCAUUAUCAUCCAACUACUCAAACCACGUCGCAAACAUAAGGUACGGCCUCUGUGCGGGCCCACUGCGGAUCCGUUGACUGUUUUUUAUAAAAAUUAAUGAUAGCGUAAUUAAUAUAUUUUUAUAAUAAACGAGUUUUGAUAUG
Cydia pomonella (codling moth) is the source of this 6257-nucleotide messenger RNA. It is a transcript of the gene SA1, whose product is annotated as cohesin subunit SA-1. Gene Ontology annotation, cellular component: chromatin; nucleus; cohesin complex. The transcript is spliced from 19 exons. NCBI's taxonomy places the organism in Eukaryota, Metazoa, Arthropoda, Insecta, Lepidoptera, Tortricidae. The coding region runs from base 196 to 3645 and encodes 1149 amino acids. The record is from RefSeq and is a predicted model, not a curated record. Gene Ontology annotation, biological process: sister chromatid cohesion. Gene Ontology annotation, molecular function: chromatin binding.